AUGCAGCUCAACAACAGCACUGUGUUACUGAAUUCCACUUCCAACCUGUAUCCCUCCAACUUGACUCCUUUCAAGUUAGCUGCUGUAGUGAUCUUGGGACUCUGCUUUUUAGUGGGCACACCUAGUAACGCCGCUGUCAUCGGGAUAAUCGCUCGGAACUUAAAAAAUGAACGGUUUGACUUCUUCUCGAAGCUUGUGUUUAACCUGGCUGUGUCGGGCAUCAUAUCCCUGCUGAUGAUUCCAAUCGGAAUUUAUGCUCUACUCUACGGCUGGAAGCUGGGUGUCUGGACAUGUAAGAUCCUUUUCUUUGUGGGUUACUGUAGUAUGUACGCCAAUGUGCUGAUAGUCACUCUCAUAGGCAUACAGCGCUACAAAGUCUUGUCAUCAAAGAUUGCCAACAGAAAGGCUCUGGAGAGACUGCAAAGCAGAAGUAAGAAUUUGCUUUUGAUUGGCCUCUGGUCUCUUUCUGGUGUAUUUGCGUCUCCUGUUAUCUUUAUGCAAAGCACUGUUAACAAGGAUAAGUUUCUCAAGUGCCAGAGAAGCGUGGAGUGGGGCAGCAUAAAAAUUCUUAUUCUUCUUCUUGAGGUCCUGUUUGGAUUCAUAAUACCGUUCUCCAUUCUUCUGCUGUCUUGCCUCUGUCUGCACAAGCGGGUACCGCAAACAGAAGAAAAGCAGAGGAGGAUGAGACUUGUGGUCAGUGUUGUCGUGACUUUUGCAGUUUGCUGGUUACCUUAUUAUGUCAUUAACGUUAUAGACAUCAUUGCAACUAUAACUGAAACGACAUCUCCAGACACAUACGUUCGGCUGAAAACGUUUAGGAGAGCGACUGGAGAUUUGGGCAAGACUUUGAUUUUGAUUAACUGCUGUUUGAACCCCUUUCUUUAUGCUUCACUCUACCUGAGGAAAUCAAAACCCAGAAACCAGUCACAACCUCAGAAUCUGAUAGAAUCAAUCAGGUCACAUUGUUGUUGUGUAUCUUAA
Molecule: messenger RNA, 981 nt
Organism: Chanos chanos (milkfish)
Lineage: Eukaryota; Metazoa; Chordata; Actinopteri; Gonorynchiformes; Chanidae
Product: leukotriene B4 receptor 1-like
Exons: 1
Coding region: 1-981 (326 amino acids)
Biological process (GO): cell chemotaxis; G protein-coupled receptor signaling pathway; calcium-mediated signaling
Cellular component (GO): membrane; external side of plasma membrane
Molecular function (GO): C-C chemokine binding; C-C chemokine receptor activity
Source: RefSeq, a predicted model, not a curated record